Messenger RNA from Schistocerca piceifrons (Central American locust), 414 nucleotides. Its product is annotated as secreted RxLR effector protein 161-like. The transcript is spliced from 2 exons. The record is from RefSeq and is a predicted model, not a curated record. Bases 1 to 414 code for a protein of 137 amino acids. Lineage: Eukaryota; Metazoa; Arthropoda; Insecta; Orthoptera; Acrididae.
AUGGAGGAUGCUAACCCUGUAACAGUACCUGCAAACCAUCAUCAUCAGAUGUGUACUGACCUGCAUAAAAGGAGACAGAAGGGCAUGUCCAAUGUUCCAUAUAGGCAAGCUGUGGGUAGUCCGAUGUAUUUGUCAGCAGGAACACGCCCAGACAUCACUUUCGCAGUCAACAGUGUUAGUCAGCAUCUCGAGAAACCAAUGAAAAUACAUUGGAGUGCUGUGAAUCACCUUCAUGCCUCCAGUGACGCAGACUAUGCUGGCGAUGCUGAACUUAGGAGAUCCACAACUGGUAUGUUGUUAAAGCUCGGUGAAUCCACUAUUACUUGGGCCUCAACAAAGCAGAAAAUGGUAGCACUUUCUACAACUGAGGCUGAAUACAUUGCAGCCAGUCAGACAGUGAAAGAAAUUGUUUGA